AGCAGCUGUGUGAUUUCCUGAGGAUUCCGUUGCUGGAGCUAGGGAUAAAAGUUCAUUUAUACACACAACAACCUGCAAGUCCAGUUUCUAUUCUUCUCUCUUUCUGCCUUCCCCUUCCCCCACUUUGAACCAGAGUAACCAAAUUGAGGCGUGCUUUAAACAGCUUGAGGACUGAUCUGAAAGAGGAAGAAGAAUUUGUAUACAUUGGCUAGCAUAUGUGCCCUGCCCUCCUCUCCUCUUGAAAAUAGCAACAACUCAUCUUUUCAAAGAAGUUUGCCUAAAAGAGCAGGCACACUGUGAAUGGUGUUUACUUUCAGGACCUCCAGGGUAUUCAAAUUUACUGUACAGCUGACCAACGAUGAUUAGCUUUCCAAGGGAUGGAUAGAUUGGAUUAACUGAAGACCUGGAGCUUGCUUCUGAGAGUGAAUGCAAAAGACCCUAAAUUGUCAACCUUGAAGUUAACAGCUUAGGCUUCAUCUGAUAUUAUAUCAUAAGAAGCGCUGACCACUAACCAAGAACAUUCGUGAAGGGUACUGCGGUGCCAGAAAGAGGCACCAAGAAGACUCUCCUAGAGAAACAUGGAUGGAGUUGGAAAUCUGACAGUAUCUUCUUCCAGUAGUGAUGCAUGCAAUGACACUAUUGAUGAUUUCCGAAAUCAAGUGUAUUCCACCUUGUACUCUAUGAUCUCCGUUGUGGGCUUCUUUGGCAAUGGCUUUGUGCUCUAUAUCCUCAUAAAAACAUAUCAUGAGAAGUCAGCCUACCAAGUAUACAUGAUUAAUUUAGCAGUAGCUGAUCUACUGUGUGUGUGCACACUACCUCUCCGUGUGGUCUAUUAUGUUCACAAAGGCAUUUGGCUCUUUGGUGACUUUUUGUGUCGCCUCAGCACCUAUGCCUUGUAUGUCAACCUCUAUUGUAGCAUCUUCUUUAUGACAGCCAUGAGCUUUUUCCGGUGCAUUGCAAUUGUUUUCCCCGUCCAAAAUAUUAAUUUGGUUACACAGAAAAAAGCCAGGUUUGUGUGUGUUGGUAUUUGGAUUUUUGUGAUUUUGACUAGUUCUCCAUUUUUAAUGUCCAAAUCUUACAAAGAUGAGAAAAAUAAUACCAAGUGCUUUGAGCCUCCACAGGACAAUCAAGCUAAAUAUUAUGUCUUGGUCUUGCAUUAUGUGUCAUUAUUUUUUGGAUUUAUCAUUCCUUUCAUUAUUAUAAUUGUCUGUUACACAAUGAUCAUUUUGACCUUACUAAAAAAUUCAAUGAAGAAAAAUCUAUCAAGUCGUAAAAAAGCUAUAGGAAUGAUCAUAGUUGUGACAGCUGCCUUUUUGAUCAGCUUCAUGCCAUAUCAUAUUCAACGUACCAUUCACCUUCAUUUUUUACACAAUGAAACAAAACCCUGUGAUUCUGUACUUAGAAUGCAAAAAUCAGUGGUCGUAACCUUGUCUCUGGCUGCAUCAAAUUGUUGCUUUGACCCUCUACUAUAUUUCUUUUCAGGGGGGAACUUUAGGAGAAGGCUGUCUACAUUUAGAAAGCAUUCUUUGUCCAGCAUGACUUAUGUACCCAAGAAGAAGACCUCCUUGCCAGAAAAAGGAGAAGAAAUAUAUAAAGAAUAGUUUAAGCCCAUUUUUGAUGGAUUCCCAAAUCACUAUUUUCUCAAAUCAUUCACAGUAAAAAUAAGAGCUUCCAUUAAUAGUUGACCUUUAUUUGACUUAAUGACCUAGAAAUCUAUCUCAUUUAUGAAUUCACAUUAUUAGAGGUCCUAAAGAUAUUUUUAGUGUUAAAAUUCAGUUCAAGUCUAUGAACUAAAUUAUAAAUGAUUUUCUGAUCUUUCACCUAAAGAUGGACAAAAUUUGUAUCUUGGCACUGUAAAACAUAGGUCUGAGAUUAAAUUUUCCCUCUCAAAUAAAAGCUUUACAAAGGGUAAGAACUAGCUUUUUAAGAUAUAAAUUUAGCUAAUAGUGAUCCUAACAUAUUUCUUUGCAUGUAUGCCAACAGAUGAGAACUGGAGUGAGCCAGGAGCUAAAUAAAAUGUACUAUCAUCCUCUUUCUUUGUAGCACUGAUUGGCUAGGAAAUCACAGCCAUUUCUUUUCCUCGAGAAAAUGAUCACAUAUUAGAACAGCCUAGUCUUCAGCCAAAUGGCCCUAAAGUCUCCAUUCAAUGUACAAUCUGGAAACUGAGGAAGGUAAACCUGAUCAAAAGCUAGUUUGUCUCCAAUUUUCUUCUGCUUCUUAGGCGCCCAAAAGAGAAUAGUGGGGUUUUUGUUGCUCAUUGAGAUUCUUUUAGGGAACUCUCUCCCUAAACAAGAUGCAAUCCCUCCUUAAUAAAGCAGAUGACUGGCACUACCAUCUAAUAACAGAAAUCAUUUAAAAUUUAUCUAAAGAAGAGGAAAGGGAAUCUACUUUUCUACACACUUAUUACCGGAACCACAAUGAACUGCAAUGAUUUUCUGAAUAAAAAUUUGAAUGUUGAUAUUGCAAAUUUUAAGAAGUACUUACAUUUAUGCAUAUUGUGUAAACUAUAUGUAAGAAAUUUUGCUGUAUGCAUUAAUGAGUGGAAGUUAGUUAUAAGCUUUGUUAUAUUUUAUGCUUUUUACUUUUAUUAGCAUGUUGACAGGAAUACCAAAGAUAUACUGCAGCGGUUUUUAUGUUACAGUGGAAGCUUUCUUCUUAAAAUAGCAACAGCUUGAUUAUGGCUGAAAUAUAAUAUUCAUGAGAAAGUUUUUGUUGAAGUGUAGUCUGUUCCUUAAUUCUGUGUUUCAAAAAGUGCAUUAUCUCAGAGGAAAUGAUAAUGUUGAUAAAAAGAAAAGCUAGGAUAUAAGUUCUAUCUGAAUCUGCCACAUGCAUGUAAUUUCUAUUUUACUUCUAAUGUUGCAAUCCCUUCGAACACCUGAAAGAUAGAAGAUUUCUGCAUGCAUAAGUCUCUUCAGUCAUGGCCAACUCUUUACAACCCUAUGAACUAUAGCCUGCCAGGCUCCUCUGUCCAUGGGAUUCUCCAGGCAAGAAUACUGGAGUGGGUUGCAAUGCCCUCUUCCAGGGAAUCUUCCUGACCCAUGAAUCGAACCUGCAUCUCAUAUGUUUUCUGCAUUGGCAGGCAGGUUCUUUACCACUAGCACCACCUGGGAAGCCCAUAGGAUCUCAAAGGUAUAGUAAUAACUGGUGCCCAUUUAUUUUUAACAUACCUGUGGUUUGUAGAGGUAAAAGUACCUGCACUUUUACCCUAUAUUUUUUUCUUGCUUGACAAACAUCAAAUGUAAUAUGUGUCAUAAAAUCAGUCCUUAUUUCUUAUUUAUUAAGCUUUCUGCUAUUCAAUAAGUAUACUGUAGUAGAACAACACUACAUUGAAAGCCAGAAGACCUGGAUGCUAAUCUACUCUCUUAUACUUACUAGCAGUGAAACUUGAAGCAAGUAACAUAAACUCUGAUUCUCAGCUUCCUCACUUGUAAAGUGGGAAUAAUAAUACUUGUCCUGCCUUUCUUAUAAGGCACA
Molecule: messenger RNA, 3474 nt
Organism: Dama dama (fallow deer)
Lineage: Eukaryota; Metazoa; Chordata; Mammalia; Artiodactyla; Cervidae
Gene: CYSLTR1
Product: cysteinyl leukotriene receptor 1
Exons: 3
Coding region: 579-1601 (340 amino acids)
Biological process (GO): G protein-coupled receptor signaling pathway
Cellular component (GO): plasma membrane
Molecular function (GO): leukotriene receptor activity
Source: RefSeq, a predicted model, not a curated record